CGUUGAAGUCCAGUCCAAUCCAGUCCAAUCCAAUCCAAUGACCUCACCCUUCCGCAGCGCAACCCGCGCCUUGCUCUCCGUCGAGCGUCUCGCCGGCCGUCAAGCAGCGCGCCCCCGAAAAGUCCAACCCCACGAGCAAAUACGGUGUCUGAACAGCACCGCAACCCUACAAUCAGGCCACUCAAAAUGGGCGUCCAUCAAGCACGACAAAGCCAAAAACGACGCGGGCAAGAGCAAGCAGCGCUCCAUACUCCUCCGCGACAUCUCGCAAGCCGUCAAGCGGGCAGGCGCAAAUCCAGACAUGAACCCACAUCUCGCCCUCGCCCUCGUCACGGCCAAGAAGAACGCUGUCCCUAAGGCGUCUAUCGAAGCCGCUAUAGCGCGGGGUCAGGGCCUGUCUGCCACGGGCGCCGCGCUGGAGACACUCGUCCUUGAAGCUAUUCUGCCGCCCUCGGUCGCUGCCAUUAUAGAGUGCCAGACGGACAAUAAGCUGCGCGCGCUCGCCGACUUGCGCCUGCUUGUCAAGGAAGCGGGCGGCACCGUGUCGUCGGUGGGGUACAUGUUCGAGAAGAAAGGGCGGAUAAUACUGGGGAAGAAGGAGGGCAUGGGCGUGGACGAGGUGCUGGAACCCGCGCUGGAAGAAGGUGUGCUGGAUGUGGUGGAGGACGAGCAAGGUCGCGUCGUGCUGUACACCGAGCCCGCGCAGAUGAAGACAACAGCAGAGACGCUGGCAAAGGCGCUGGACAUGGAGGUCGAGGAGAGCGAAAUCAUAUACGAUCCGAACGAGGACACCAAAGUCUCGCUGGACGAUGAUGCGGCGGCCAAGGACCUGAGCAGCUUCUUGGACGAGCUGCAGGAGGUGCCGGGCGUGCAGGGUGUGUACAUGAAUUGGUCCAAGGGCGGAAUAGCAGACGAGCUGUGGGAAGAUCUGAGCGGGAAAGUAGCAGUUUAACUGCGUCCCCAGAAUAUAUAAUACACCUCCACAAUCCACAAUCCAAAAUAGUGUACACUAUCAAUCUCCCAACACCUC
Molecule: messenger RNA, 1030 nt
Organism: Dothidotthia symphoricarpi CBS 119687
Lineage: Eukaryota; Fungi; Ascomycota; Dothideomycetes; Pleosporales; Dothidotthiaceae
Product: YebC-like protein
Exons: 2
Coding region: 38-952 (304 amino acids)
Cellular component (GO): mitochondrion
Source: RefSeq, a predicted model, not a curated record